AUGGGGAUGCCGACAGGGCGGGACCCGUCCGCUUCCUCAGCGCUGCUCAAGAGCCUGGGGGUCGCUGGCUUGAUGUGCAAGGCCAUUUUGGGUGGCUGGGAGCGCAUGCGGGAUGAGAAGUUGGACGAGAUGAAGCUUGACGUGCAGGAGCUUAUCCAGCAAUACUGCGAGGUCCGGGAACGGUGGAUGAGCGAAGAUUUGGAGUCGUGGCUUGCCUGCAACAAGGCGUACGACACGGUCCCCGAUGUGAUGGUGGAGAUGGUGUCAAGAGGUGCAGAGGUCUUCAUCAUUACCACGAAGCAGAAGCGCUUUGCACAGGCCCUCCUCGAGGACUUCGGCGUGGAGCUUCCGGAAGAGAAGCUCUUUGCCCUGGAGGAUGGCCCAAAGACGCAGGUGCUGAAGUCUCUGCUGGCUCGGCCCGAGUACAAGAACAAGAGCUUCCACUUCGUCGAGGACAAGCUUGGGACACUUCGGAAGGUGGCGCAGGAUCCGGAUCUGAAAGCUGUGAAGCUCCACUUGGCCUCCUGGGGCUACUGCACCCAGAAAGACAUCGAUGUGGUCCAGGCGGGCCUUGUGGAGGGAGUCUCGCUGCUCAGCCAACAGAGUUUGGAGGCCCGGCUGGCUGCGAAGCAGUGCUGGGAGGAUCAUGGAAAGCUCUUGGCCUUACAGGCCCGAUGGCGCCGCUUUCAGACCACAAAGCAGGAGGUGCAGCAACGACGGCGCCGGAGACAGCUGCGAGGCAUUUGGACUGCUGCCGCCUGGAUGGCGUAUCAGAUGUCCCGGCUCCAGCGGGAGCGCCGGCUCCGCGGCCGGCAGCGGCUGCUGGGCACCUUCUGGUGCCUGGCCCGAGCCAGGCAGCUGCUGUCAGCCCUGCGGCGCCGGGUGCUGCAGCGCCGCAGCCGCCGGCUCUGGGCAGCGCUGCGCACAGCCACAGCGCUGCUGUGCGUCCAGCAGCGCGCACACCGGCGCCUGCUGCGGCAAAAGCUUCAGCGUGCCAAGGGCGCCAUGCGGGCGGCAGGGUGGCUCAUGUUGUCCCUUCGAAGGAUUCGAAGUGCACACCGUGCAUCCUUCAAGAGGCACUUCAAAGCAAAGCUGCGCGCGUUGGCGCGUGUCCUGAUGCUGCUCGCUCUCGUGAAACGAGCAAGAAAGCAGAAGCGCCUGAGAGGCUUGAGGGGCUGCUGGCGGGCCAGCGCCGUAGCGUUGAGGAGCUGCCACCGCGCGAGGCGGCGCACGAAGGCGGCCGUUGAGAUCCAGCGGCACGCACGCACCUUCCUUGAGAGGGAGACCCUGACGAAAGUGGCGAAGUUGCGUGGCCAAAGGCAUGCCGCGCGCUGCUUCCGAGGGGUCGCAGAGCGGUACCAAGCCAGAGUGGAGAUGAUGCGGCUCAGGGCUUUGGCCGCGGUGUCCUUUUUCAAGAUCUUCCUGCCGAUCAUCAGCGCGCGGGGGGUGCUCAUGCAACUCCGCCGCGAGCGAAACGCCAGGAUGAUUCAGACCGUCACCCGCGGCUUGCUCUGUCGGCGAAAGUUCAAGGAGCUUUUGACCAGGAGGCAAGCGAACGCCUCCCGGGAGCUCAAGGCCUACCUGGAGGCUGCGCGGUGUCGCUUGAAGUUUGCAGAGUUCAGGAGGUGCGAGGGCUUUCAUCGCGCCGGGGCGCUGCUUUCGGAGACCAAGUCGCUGAAUGGCCUGCUGGGCUUCAGCAGUCGUUACACGCAGCUGCGGUCCAAGACACCUCAGACGCCGUCGCGUCGAGCGGACCCCUUGCGCUCUGUAAGCUCCAACAAGAUCAAGGUGGAGCCGCCGGAGCCGGUGGUCGCCGCAGAGGUCACCAGGUCCUUUGAGCUCCUGCGUGCUGCAGCUGGUCACAUGAGCCCCAGGAAGUCAGAGCCAGCCAACCCCGAGAAGCCGCCCACACGCAUCGUAGUGGCUCACAAUGGCGGCAACAUCACAGGCACCAGCUUCAAGACCAAAAGCGCCAGCAACAUGUCAGCCAGCAGCCGCCGCUCGAAGCCCCGCAGUGAGGCCAGCUGCCCCAGCGAGCUUCUGGAGACCCCGCGCUCGGAGGGCUGCUCGGUGUCCCGGGCCUCGCCCGCGGCCUCCUCGCGGUCCAGGACCUCUCCCAGCCGCGAGCGGCUGGCGCUGGAGAAAAGCGCCGCUGAGGCGAGCGCCUUGUACACCAGCGGCGCGCUCACCGGGCUGCGCAGCCCCCAUCGCCGCAGCGUGUCGCCGCCCAAGGAGUUCGUGAUUGACGUCGUGGAUCCCAGGGUGGCGAUGUUUUCCCACCGGUCCAUGUCUCCGGUGAAGAACCGGCGCCGAUCCCUCCCUCGUCAGGCUGGAGACGCUUCUCGCCAAGAGGGGCAGCCUGAAACUGCGGUAGCUGCGCAGACGCUUGUCUCGCCGGCCGCACCUGCGCUCGCUGCGUUGCCAGAGACACUGACGGCAUCUCAGCCGGAGGAACUCCCGAAGCUACCAGAGGCAGAGCUGGCCCCGCCCGAGCUGCCAGAGCCUCCUGAACCCGAGGACAAAGUGAAGCUCGACGAGUUUGAGGACUGGUGA
Molecule: messenger RNA, 2553 nt
Organism: Effrenium voratum
Lineage: Eukaryota; Dinophyceae; Suessiales; Symbiodiniaceae
Source: the annotation of a GenBank genome assembly